Ctenocephalides felis (cat flea) is the source of this 551-nucleotide messenger RNA. RefSeq names its product partner of Y14 and mago-like. Gene Ontology annotation, molecular function: RNA binding. Gene Ontology annotation, cellular component: exon-exon junction complex; cytoplasm. Lineage: Eukaryota; Metazoa; Arthropoda; Insecta; Siphonaptera; Pulicidae. The record is from RefSeq and is a predicted model, not a curated record. Gene Ontology annotation, biological process: exon-exon junction complex disassembly.
CCUGACCAAAAAGUCAAAAUGUCUAUUAAUGGCAUUUAUGCAGAGGAUAGUGAAGGUAAAUUUAUACCAGCCACUCAGCGUCCUGAUGGGACAUGGCGGAAACCUCGAAGAGUGAAAGAUGGAUAUAUCCCGCAAGAAGAAGUACCUUUAUAUGAAAGCAAAGGUAAGCAAUUUGCUUCUCGAAAACCGCUGUUACCUGUUGGAAUGUCUCCAGAAGUUGCAUUGGCUUCUAAAAAUAAAAAAGUUGGCCCAAAUGCCCAUUGCCCAAUACCAGGUUUGGUUAUAUUGGAAGAUAAGACUAAAAAGAAAAAAAGAAAAAAGAGGACCGUUGAUAAAUUGGCAUCAGAUCUAGCACAAACAAAAGUUAAUGAUACUCCAGCUGCUGACCCUGUUAAAAGGCUGAAAAAUCUUAAGAAAAAAAUUAGAGAAAUAGAAUCAAUUGAAGCUAGAUUAUUAUCAGGAGAAUUAAAAAGUCCUGAAAAAGAUCAAUUAGACAAAGUUGCUAGGAAACUAGAUAUAUUGUAUGAAAUAAAAGAAAUUGAGAAGAAUCU